AUGGGCAACCCUACAGGAACUUUGUCUUCCGUACCUUCCGUACCAUACAAAGGGAGCAUUGCAUCGCCAAAGUCUCCAACACUGCAGCCAAACACACGGAAGGCCCCAUUACCACAGAUUGACACAAGUGGCACGUCAUAUACACAACCGUCACCUGCGUCAGUGCCCCGUAUAAGGUCUCCGUUAUCGCAACUGGCUAAUUUUGAUUCGUUCAUCCAAGAGGAUCUGCUGCUGAACCAGCCAAACUACAACUACUCGAUACCUAGAAACAACGGACAACAACCGAUUUUCGCCUUGGCGAAUAGUGACAACAGCAGCUCUAGUGCAGAUUCCGUGUCGCAACAGAACCGAUUACUACCAUCAAAGAUGGGUCAUGGUGGUGCCAAUAUUUCAACUUCAGAAGUCUCCUCCAUGUAUGAUCAUUACCCUUCAAACUCACCAAGCUAUAAUCAAUUUGCCAGUCCGUCUUCACCAAGAGCGCGUCAUCAGUCUAAGUUGUCAGAUGCCUUCUCAGACUCCACCAAUCUGCCUAGACGCAUCUUGUCGGAAAAAGCUCGUCAAACUCCUUCGUCUUUUGUGCGCCAGUCGCGACACUUUUCAAAUGAUUUUUCCGACACUGACGCCAACCUGUUGAAUUCAAUCACUGGUCAAUCCUUGUUGUUGCAGAAUAAAUUGCAAACUGAAAACUUGUCACCUGAAUUUCGUCCAAUUGUCAAUUUACUCAAUGCACAGAGAUUGAGAACCUAUCGUGUUGGGUCAUUCCAAAUACCAGCUCGUUUGGGUAAUGACCACGCCUGGUUUGAAGUUGAUGCAAAGUUGACAGGAACCGAGUUGGCUAUAUGGAGACCCCUGGAUGAUGAAUACACUAUGGAGGAUGGAAACGAUGAAUUCAAACCAAGGUAUAUUAAUUUGGUUGAUUUCAGACUCGAGUUUUUAGGCGACUUGCGACUCCGUAUUUCUCAAGAUUACCGUGAGGAUUCAAGUGUUGUCAUUAGAUUUCAUAACGAAAUUGAUUUCAUCAAGUGGAUUAGUGCAAUGAUGUUGUCCAAGUAUGAAUACACCAAGUUGAAUGAAGCGUUCACUGCUGUCUUGUUGAGUUCCAAGGGAUCCAAAUUACUGGAUAUUCAUGUAUUGCUCACUCACAAAAAGAGAUUUAUUGAACAUGAAUGGUGCAAUAUCCGGUUACCGGAAAUCUCAACCAAGUGGAUCAAGGUUUACAUGGUUAUUUUGCCUAGUGAUAAACACCAUUUGGGUAGGAUUGAAUUUUACCCACUGGAUAAAAAGAUGCAAAAGAAGCAUCUCAUUGCUUAUCUCAGUGACUUGACAAGCUUGUUCAAUGUAUACCCUGGGCAAUCCAACAUGAUUGAUUUCAAUUCAAUCAUGAGAGCAUCUGGCCAGAUUUUCGUAAAUAAACACUAUGAGUACUUGUUUCCUUACAAUAGCCAUGAGGAUCACCAUCUGUCACCAAGGAAACUUAUUGCCAAGAACCACGCAUCAAUUUCACGAUCCGGAUCCAACAAGUCUCUUGCGUCAUUGACUGAAAACAACAACAACAACACCUCAAACAACUUGCAAAUCCCAUCCACACCUAAACCCAACGGUGAUUCUCGCUCAAGAUCGGAUUCGUUAAACUCGGCAAGUUCAUUUUUCGCAAAUUCUCCGUCUAUGACUGCUACACCAUUGACUAGAGAUCGGUCGGUAUCAAACGCAUCCAAUUCUGACAAGUCGUCGAAAAUUUUCAAAUCCAAGGGUGGUAAAUCACACACUGAAUUUGAUUUAAACAGAACCAAUUCGAGUUUUUUCAAGAAGCAUGCAGAUGACUUUGCACUGACCAGUUCCAUGUACAUUAUGCCAAUACCACAUCCUGGAGUUAAUGCAGUUGAAACUAUGGUGCGUAAUUUCAUCCCCAUUAUUGAUUCGUUCAAGUUGUAUGGACGUCCACGUCAUUUAGCUAGCGAAAAGACUAAUCCCGAUUCGAUGUUGUUUGGAUUACCUUCAUUACCUCAUUACCAAUACUUGUCUACUCGUGAUGCGCAGGAUGCAUUUGCUCAAUAUUUCAAAUUGAAUAUGAAUCAGUUUCAAAUGGAGGAUAUUUUGCGGGACAAGAUUUUGGCAUUGAUGCAAUCUGGUGGUCGUCAUGGUAGAGGCUAUAGAGGACAUGGGGAUGUUAGUAAGUUGUAUGAAGGGUUGGAUGUCAAUUUUGAUGAAAUGAUGUCACCUGAUUUGAGUGGUGUUGGUAGCAUCAAUGGUGGUAGAGGUGGAACGGGUGCCGAUAUCUUGCUGUUGAAUUUGGAUGAUGGAAUUAGCUUGGAGUCACCCAGAGUGACGAGCCCAUUGAGUGUUUGA
Lodderomyces theae is the source of this 2346-nucleotide messenger RNA. RefSeq lists its product as uncharacterized. Bases 1 to 2346 code for a protein of 781 amino acids. The transcript has a single exon. The record is from RefSeq and is a predicted model, not a curated record. NCBI's taxonomy places the organism in Eukaryota, Fungi, Ascomycota, Pichiomycetes, Serinales, Debaryomycetaceae.